CACUUCUUGCUUUCAAACAGCGGCUAGCCAUCGGGGAUGGCCCUGUGAGGCUCGGAGGACCACAGCAGGAAGGCACUGGUCAGCAGCGAGACUAAGCUCGGCUUGGAGCUGCCGGACCUGCCUGAGCCCUCCCGACGAGUCCUGCUUGACUCUCCCUUCACCGAGCAUGAGGCUGUGGGGUGAAUGGCCUCGUAGUGGAGACCUGGAAGUUUGUUAGACGUCUGAUCAGAGCAGGAGCCGGCCUGGGACAACGGUGCUGGGAAGGCAAGGCAACUCAAACUUGAAGACAUGAAAUCCCCAAGGAGAACCACUUUGUGCUUCAUGAUUAUUGUGAUUUUUUCUUCCCAAGCUACACUGAACUUGAAUUUAGAGUCUAUUGUUUAUCCUUCGCUUCUCCAUGAACAUGAACUAGCAGGGGAGGACCCAAUAAGGCAAAAACGAGCCGUUGCCGUGAGCAGUCCUGCAGCCCAAGAGUUCACUGUCAACGUUGAGGUCAGUUUUGAAGAUGCCUCCUUCCUGGAGCCUGGCAAAGCUUACUUGAAAAGCUUCAGUUUUCCAGUUCAAGGGGAUGACACUGACCCAGCUACCAGCAUUUUGAGCAUCGAGGUGACAACAGUCUGCAGACCUACUGGAAAUGAAAUCUGGUGCUCCUGUGAGAAAGGCUAUAAGGGGCCUCAGGAAAAGUGCCUCCACAAUCUCACUUGUCAAGGGCCUGAAGGCUCCCCUUCAGGGCAUCAUUGCAGUCUCCUGAAGGGACCUUUUUGCCAGCUCCAGGGGGCAGAUAUUACCCUGCGAAUGUCGGUCAGACUCAAUGUGGGCUUUCAAGAAGAACUCAAGAACUCUUCCUCUGCCCUCUAUAGGUCCUACAAGACUGACUUGGAAACAGCGUUCUGGAAGGGUUACAGUAUUUUACCAGGCUUCAAAUUGGUGACAGUGACAGAGUUCAGGCCUGGAAGUGUGGUUGUGGUGUAUGAAGUCACUACAACAGCAGCGUCACCUGAAUUAAUGCGCAAAGCAAACGAGCAAGUAACACAGAACCUCAGUCAGACCUACAAGAUGGACAGCAGUUCCUUCCAGGUUACUUACAGCAAUGAAACGAAGUUCUCCAUCACCCCAGAAAUCAUCUUUGAAGGGGAUACGGUAACUCUGAUGUGUGAGAACGAAGUUUUGUCCUCCAACGUAUCCUGGCAGCACGUGGACACAGGCUUCGACAUCCAGAACAGCAGCAGAUUCUCCAUCUACACCUACGUGCUCAACAACAUGACCUCCGUGUCUCGCCUCACCAUUUACAACAUCACGCAGGAUGACGCGGGUGAAUAUAUUUGCAAACUGACAUUAGAUAUUUUUGAAUAUGGGUCCAGAAAAAAAAUAGAUGUUACAUCCAUCCAGAUUUGGGCAAAUGAAGACAUGAAGGUGAUGUGUGACAACAGUCCUGUGUCUUUGAACUGCUGCAGUGAGAUGACGGUGAAUUGGAGUCAAGUUGAAUGGAAGCAACAGGGGUCUGUAAGCAUUCCAGGAAGCCCUGAAACAGACGCAGACCCUCGCUGCAGCAGAUACACCCUCACGGCCAAUGGCACUCAGUGUCCGAGCAGAUUGUCUGGAACGACAGUGAUCUACACGUGUGAGUUCAUCAGCGCCCACGGAGCCAGAGGCAGUAAAGACAUAAAAGUGACAUUCAACUCUGUGGGAGAUAAUUCCAGCCACAAAGGGGAAGUGCGCGAGUUCCCAAGGCAUGUGAUGGAAAUGGGUACAGUUCAGAGCACCACCGAGAACAGCCUAGAAACAAGUAAAGCUCCGGAGCAGCAAGCCAACGUAAAAAUAACCCCGGACCCAAUUUCUGUUUCUGAGGGACAAAGCUUUUCUAUAAAGUGCAUCAGUGAUAUGAGUAACUAUGAUGAGGUGUAUUGGAACACUUCUGCUGGAAUUAAAAUAUACAAAAGGUUUUAUACCACGAGGAGGUAUCCUAAUGGAGCAGAGUCGGUGCUGACAGUCAAGACCUCGACCAGGGAGUGGAACGGAACCUAUCACUGCAUAUUUCGAUACAAGAAUUCAUACAGCGUCAUGGCCAAAGAUGUCACCGUCCACCCGCUGCCCCUACAGCCCAAUAUCAUGGUUGAUCCUUUGGAAGCUGCCAUUCCAUGCACAAGCUCCCGUCACAUCAAGUGCUGCAUUGAGGAGGACAGAGACUACAAGGUCUUUUUCCAAGCUGGUUCCUCGUCCUUUCCGGCUGCAAAAGAAGUUAACGGAAAGCAAGUGUGCUACAAACACCAUUUCGUGGCAAACUCAAUUUCCUGUCCAGAAAAUAUGGAUGUGUUUUGUCACAUUACCAAUACCGCUAAUAAUUCAGUGCGGAGCCCAUCUAUGAAGCUUAAUCUGGUUCCUGGGGAGAACGUCACAUGCCAAGAUCCUAUCAUAGGUGUUGGGGAACCCGGAAAAGUCAUCCAGAAGCUUUGCCAGUUCUCUAAUGUUCCCAGAAUCCCUGGGAGUCCCAUUGGCGGGAUCAUAACUUACAGAUGUGUGGGCUCCCAGUGGAAGGUUAAGAAAAACAACUGCAUCUCUGCCCCCAUAAAUACUCUGCUCCAGCUGGCUGAGGCUUUGAUGAAGAGCCCCUCUCAGGAUGAGAAGCUCCCUUCAUACCUAAAGAAUCUUUCCAUUAGCACAAACCAGGUGAAACUUGAAGUCAAGUCAUUUCCUGGGAGCCUGGGAGCCAUUAUUAACAUCCUUGAUUUGCUCUCAACAGUUCCAACCCAAGUGAAUUCAGAAAUGAUGAUGCACGUCCUCUCCACGGUCAACGUCAUCCUCGGCAAACCCAUUUUGAAUACCUGGAUGAUGUCACAACAGCAAAAGACCAAUCAGAGCUCACAGUUACUGGAUUCAUUGGAAAGAUUUUCCCGAGCCUUGCGGUCAGAAGAUAGCACCAUCUCCCAACCUAAUGUUCAGAUGAAGAGCAUGGUCAUAAAAUCUGGCCACCCCAAAUCCUACACACAGAGCUUUGUUUUCUUAGACUCUGAGCUCUGGGGCAAUGUGACCAUUAAUGAAUGCCAGCUGGAACACCUGCAGCCAGAUUCAUUUAUCGUCACCGUGGCUUUCCCAACUCUCAAAACCAUCCUCGCCCAGGAUGUCCCAGGAAAGACUUUUGCAAACAGCCUAGUAAUGACAACCACUGUCAGCCACAAUCUAACCGCGCCAUCGCCAUUCAGGAUUUCGAUGACCUUCAAAAACAACAACCCUUCGGGCGGGGUACCGAGGUGUGUCUUCUGGAACUUCAACCUCGCCAACCACACGGGGGGGUGGGACAGCAGCGGGUGUUAUGUUAAAGAAGUCACCGAGGACAGUGUGUCCUGCAGUUGUGACCACCUCACAUCCUUCUCCAUCCUCAUGUCCCCUGAUUCCCCGGACCCUGAUUCUCUCCUGAAAAUCCUGCUGGAUAUCAUUUCCUACAUCGGGCUGUGCUUUUCCAUCUUGAGCUUGGCGGCUUGCCUCGCUGUGGAAGCCGUGGUGUGGAAAUCGGUCACCAAGAACCGGACUUCCUCCAUGCGCCACAUCUGCAUCGUGAACAUCGCGGCCUCCCUUCUGGUCGCCGACGUCUGGUUCAUCGUGGCUGCCGCCGUCCACAACUACCGCUACCCGCUCAACCAGAUGGCCUGUGUGGCUGCCACCUUCUUCGUCCACUUCUCCUACCUCAGCGUCUUCUUCUGGAUGCUGACUCUGGGCCUCAUGCUCUUCUACCGGUUGGUUUUCAUCCUGCAUGACACGAGCAAGUCCAUUCAGAAGGCCAUUGCGUUUUCUCUCGGCUACGGUUGCCCUCUGGUCAUCUCCGUCAUCACGGUGGGGGCCACCCAGCCCCGGGAGGUCUACACGAGGAAAAAUGCCUGUUGGCUCAACUGGGAGGACACCAAGGCCCUGCUGGCCUUCGUUAUCCCAGCACUGAUCAUUGUGGUGGUCAAUGUGACCAUCACGGUCGUGGUCAUCACCAAGAUCCUGAGACCUUCCAUCGGGGACAAGCCGAGCAGGCAGGAGAAAAGCAGCCUGUUCCAGAUCACCAAGAGCCUUGGGGUCCUCACACCGCUCUUGGGGCUCACCUGGGGUUUCGGUCUCGCCACCGUGUUCCAGGGGAGCAAUGCUGUCUUCCAUAUUGUAUUUACCCUCCUCAAUGCCUUCCAGGGAUUAUUCAUUUUACUCUUUGGAUGCCUUUGGGAUCAGAAGGUACAGGAAGCCUUGCUGAAUAAGUUUUCACUGUCGAGAUGGUCUUCACAGCACUCAAAGUCAACAUCCCUAGGUUCAUCCACUCCAGUAUUUUCUAUGAGUUCUCCAAUAUCAAGAAGAUUUAACAAUUUGUUUGGUAAGACAGCAGCGACAAAGGGCCCCCCAGGCAAUGAUGGAAACCUUGUUAGCCGUGGCAGUCCGCCCAUCUGAUGGAACAUACAAUGUUUCCACCCCGGAAAUAACCAGCUCAUCCCUGGAAAACACAUCCAGUGCUUAUUCAUUGCUCAACUAAGAACAGGAGAAUCCAGCCCAUGGAACCUCUUGGGGAACAGUGGACGUUCUCUGAAAAAGAGAUCCUUACCAAGCCAUGGAUAAAACGUUUUCUCCGCAGGCUUCAGGCAACAGAUGCUGAAGAGACUUUUUCAUUAGGGAAGGGGCUUUCUUUUGUAAAUACAGACUAAAAGGAAUUGUUACAUUUAUGUUGCAGCCCUACCCCCACCCCUUGUGUGAUACCGAAUGUGUAUAGUAUUUAAGUGAAACUCAAGCCAACUUCUCUGUCUAUAUUGUAAAAUAGAAUUUCAGAGACAUUUUUACUUUUCACACCCUGGGCCCAAAGAUAAGCUUUGAUUAAAAUAAUAAGUGAAAGGCUAGGACCUAGGAAAUACUUCAGUGAAUUCUAGGAAGGAAGGAAGGAAGGCAAGAAGAAAGGAAGAAAGAAGGGAGAGAUGGAGGAAACUAGAAGGAAAAGAAAAAAAUAGAGAACAACAUAAGGACCAUAUUUUAAGAUUUCCAUGUUAAUGACCUAAUACAAUUGCUUCUCAGGUGCUGCAACACUGAAAAUUCAAAAAUGACUCCAAAAUGGAAAUGGAAAAUUAGCCGUGGAGAAACUUCAAUAUCUUCCUGGUAUUUCCUUAGUUAAGAGGGACCAAAAAAAAAAACAAAAGCAAUGAAAAAAUUAGGGAGGAAAUUAUAUCAAAGAUGCUUUCAAGUGGAUGAUAAUAUUUACAAGAAAUUCAUGGAAGAAGACAUGAUUCUCCUGAUGCUAAACAUAUACACAUAUGCUACUGUAUGUUAAGGUUGGAGCUAAGUGGAAUGAAUAGACAGAGAAAGUGUGAUGGCCAUGCCUUAUUAGAUCACAGCAGACCAACUGCUGAUUACACUUUUAUAGUUUAGCAGAAAAGGCUUAUGUUUUGCUUCCACUUUUUGAAAGCAAAAAAAAUAUAUUUUUAUAUCCAUUCAUUUCCAAAUGUGAUAUAUUGCACUGAAAUACAGAACCCCCCUCUACUGUCAUAUAUUAACAGCUUUAACCAGGUACUUUUCUGUGCAUGAUAGAAUAGAUUUUCAUGACCUUACAGCAUUGUAUAUUAUUAUUGUUGUAGUUACUGUGGAUUUAGGGACCCUGGGUGUGUUGUAUAGCUCUCUAUGUAUUAAUUCUUUCAGUUCCUAAGUUCCUAGACCAAUAUACAUUAAGAGUUUUCUACUGUCUAA
This is a messenger RNA of Lagenorhynchus albirostris (white-beaked dolphin), 5694 nucleotides long. RefSeq names its product adhesion G protein-coupled receptor F5 (gene ADGRF5). The record is from RefSeq and is a predicted model, not a curated record. Bases 289 to 4416 code for a protein of 1375 amino acids. Gene Ontology annotation, biological process: G protein-coupled receptor signaling pathway; cell surface receptor signaling pathway. Lineage: Eukaryota; Metazoa; Chordata; Mammalia; Artiodactyla; Delphinidae. Gene Ontology annotation, molecular function: G protein-coupled receptor activity. The transcript has 23 exons. Gene Ontology annotation, cellular component: membrane.